CGGGGGCGGCGCGCAGCUGUGGGCUGUGAGGCCCCUCCCGCCCGCCCUGCCCGCCUCCUGUGGCAGCGGGACCGGGGCUGCGCGGGCCGGCGCCGCCAUGCGAUUUCGGGCUAAGAUCGUGGAUCUCGCCUGCCUCAACCACUUCAGCCGUAUAAUUAACACAAUCGCCAAGUUAGCCAAGACCUGCAUCCUGCGCCUUACUGUCUGCAAGCUGUAUUUCAUCCUCUCCGAUAAAGUAGCAAAUGGAGGCGCCAGUAUGUGGUGUGAGCUGAGCCAGGGGAAUUUCUUCGAUGAAUUUCAGAUGGAAGGAGUAGCUGCAGAGCACAAUGAAAUCUAUUUAGAGUUUGUGCCUGAGAACCUGUGGAGAGCAUUAAAAACUGCCCAGAAUGCUAAGGCAGUGAAGAUCAAGUUGACUAAUAAACACUGUCCCUGUCUCAGAGUUGCUGUGGAGCUACCAUCCUUAUCAAGCAGCAGUAGGAUUGUGACACAUGACAUUCCUGUGGGAGUUAUUCCCAGAAGAAUGUGGAAUGACUUCAGAGAGCCCAGUGUGCCAGACUUUGAUGUCAGUAUUUACCUACCAGUGCUGAAAACAAUGAAGAGUGUUGUGGAAAGAAUGAAGAAUCUCAGCAAUUUCAUUGUGAUUGAAGCAAACUUGUGUGGUGAAAUGAACUUGAAAAUAGAAACUGACUUAGUAUCUGUAACAACACAUUUUAAAGACCUGGGAAAUCCUCCCUGGGCAUUAGAGGACGGAUGUCAAAGUUCUGCUCAAGGCAGAGAUCUGGAAAGUAUGGCUGAAGCAUGCAUAGACAUCAAGAAGCUGCUGCAGCUGCUUGCUGGACAGCAGGUCAAUCCUACAAAAGCAUUGUGCAAUAUUGUACGUAAGAGAAUUGUCCACUUCAUCUUGCUCCAUGAGGAGGUUUCACUUCAGUAUUUUAUUCCAGCAGUUGCCUGAGUGUUUUGGAAUCUUGGUCAUUUUCCAACGUGAGGCUUCUUUCAUGAAGUCUGAAAUCUUUCCUGAGUUGCUGGAGUAUUUUGAUAUGAGACACUGUCAGAUGCAGCCAUCAGAUGGACAUUAUUUCAAUAUUUAUGAAAGUGUUCAAAAUACCUCCUCCUCCAGACAGGCAUUUUUGUGAAUAGUUAUAUGCUGUGAAAGACACAGUGCUGGGGAGCGUUGGUAUAUCUUAUGCUUGGGAGGAGCAAAACUGAAAUUUGUCUUAGCCACACCUCAAAACACCCCAAAAGCACACUGAAUUAAAUACUUCAGUCUUCUCAAAAAGACUAAAAAACUAAAGGUAGAAUUCACCUUUGGAGUUGCUGUUGUGUGUACUCAAUACUGAGCAAUGCAAUCCAAGUUAAGGGGUCUCUGAGCAAGCUAUCAUACCUCCAUGAAACAGGAGAGGUUUCUGGAGGGUUGCCUGAUUGGUAUUUGCCUGGGCAAGUAUGCACAGCCCUCCUGAAGUGGUACAGAAUUGAAUUCUGUUCCAGCAGGAAUCUUUUGAUUACAUUUGCUCCAACAUUUUCAGUAGCUCUGUUUGUGCUUACUCUUUGUUUAACUCUUGGCCUGGGAGGAUGAGCAAAACAGUCUGGAUUACUUUGUUAAUGUGGGCAGUGAAAACCACUAUGUACAGAAUGAAUAUCAUAUGAGGACAUGCGUGAGCACAGCAAUUGGUGUGAAAUAAAGAACAAGUUAUCUGUGGA
Messenger RNA from Haemorhous mexicanus (house finch), 1698 nucleotides. It is a transcript of the gene HUS1, whose product is annotated as HUS1 checkpoint clamp component. Gene Ontology annotation, biological process: telomere maintenance; meiotic DNA integrity checkpoint signaling; nucleotide-excision repair. NCBI's taxonomy places the organism in Eukaryota, Metazoa, Chordata, Aves, Passeriformes, Fringillidae. The transcript has 8 exons. The record is from RefSeq and is a predicted model, not a curated record. Bases 98 to 952 code for a protein of 284 amino acids. Gene Ontology annotation, cellular component: checkpoint clamp complex; site of double-strand break; nucleolus.